AUGACAGAUCUCUUGGUGUGUGAGGAAGGACAAGAGUCACAACCCCUGAAGAGGGACACAAGAGAAUCCAAACUGAGGGAAGAAGAUGAGGAAGAUGCUGAGCUCAUCUUCGUUGGGGUGGAAGAUGUAAAUAAUGACGCUGAAAUUGUCUUUGUCAGGAUGGUUUCAAAACCGGCCAUUUCAAACAUUUUGAAUAGAGUUCCCCCAGGCUCCUAUUCAAGAAGAAAGAAAAGCCAUCUCCAUCAAGAUUCUGCUCAGGGGUCUCAGCCUGCAAAUCACACGGCCCCACAGCAGACAGCAAAAAACGUGGUGCUGGUUCCUCCAUCUGAAGGGAGAUCGACAGAUGGUCCUAUGACGCUUGAGUCUUCAUCUAAACCUGGUUGUGAAAUGAGCUCACCACAAGUUGUUCCUCAGAAUUCCUUGGAUUUGCGCUCUGCAAAACCUCAGGGCCCAGUAGGAACUAUGCUCUCUGUGGGAGGCAGAGAUGAGAGUCCUUGGGAUUCAAAGCGACUCUCCAUUUCGGAUAUAAACAGCAAGAAUCUCAAAAGGGCUAAACUCAGGGAUGGAAUCCCAGGGGUGUGCUCUUUAGUUGUGGUCUCCUCUGAUAUCUCUCCCAUAAUGACCAGUUCACCCUCCCGGGGCGUCCCCAACACAUCAAGCUGUGUUCAGGAUGAAGCAUCAUUUCUGUGGGCUGAUGAUAAUGAAAAGCCACAUUUCAGUCUUGUGGAUCCAGAUGGAGCAAAUGGCCCUGAAGGUCUGGUACUAACAGACUUUUCUAGUCUGGCAAGUCAAAACAAGAACUUUGACCCUGAGAAAGGAAAUCUGGUCAUGCUACUUAGUGACUUCUACUACGGACAGCAUAAAGGAGAUGGGCUGCCAGAGCAGAAGACACACACAACCUUUAAAUGCCUCAGCUGCUUGAAAGAUUUGAAGAAUGUUAAGUUUAUGAAUCACAUGAAGCAUCAUUUGGAACUUGAGAAGCAGAAGAGCGAUAGCUGGGAAAACCAUACCACCUGCCAGCACUGCCACCGACAGUUUCCCACUCCCUUCCAGCUGCAGUGUCACAUCGACAGUGUGCACACUGCCCAGGAGCCCUCUCCUGUCUGUAAGAUCUGUGAAUUGUCAUUUGAAACAGAUCAGGUCCUGCUGCAACACAUGAAGGACAAUCAUAAGCCCGGAGAAAUGCCCUAUGUGUGUCAGAUUUGCCAUUACAGAUCGUCGGCCUUUGUUGAUGUGGAAACACAUUUUAGAACGUGCCAUGCUGACACAAAAACUUUGCUUUGUCCAUUUUGUCUCAAAAUUUUCAAAACUGCACCACGAUAUGUAAAUCAUUUUUGGAGUCACUGGAACAAGAGGGUGUUUCGAUGUCCCAAGUGCCGGCUACAGUUUUUGACUUCGAAAGAGGAAGUAGAGCACAAAACCAAGAAUCAUCAGACAUUUAAAAAGCCAGAGCAAAUAGAAAGGUUACCUCCUGGAACAAAAAUUAUUAUUCAAACUUCAGCUCAACCAAGAUGA
Otolemur garnettii (small-eared galago) is the source of this 1515-nucleotide messenger RNA. It is a transcript of the gene ZNF280A, whose product is annotated as zinc finger protein 280A. The transcript has a single exon. Gene Ontology annotation, biological process: regulation of DNA-templated transcription. The record is from RefSeq and is a predicted model, not a curated record. Gene Ontology annotation, molecular function: RNA polymerase II cis-regulatory region sequence-specific DNA binding; DNA-binding transcription factor activity, RNA polymerase II-specific. NCBI's taxonomy places the organism in Eukaryota, Metazoa, Chordata, Mammalia, Primates, Galagidae. The coding region runs from base 1 to 1515 and encodes 504 amino acids.